GCGCAUGAAAAAAAACUUUGUAUUAGUAGCAAUGCGGCUAUGGCGCGCGAAACGUGCGUUUUGAAUACAAGGAGAGCAUUAUGCAGUUCAAUUGGAAUCAAUGCAAUACUUUUCACUGUGCUUCUCGUUUUGCAAUGUGUCCAGUACGAUAUUAAAAAGGAUGAUGACAAUUCGAUGCAAUCUGUAACAGAACAAUUUAGUGCAACUGAUCAGUCGAAAAAUUAUUACUCUGACCUAUCGGUGUCAAACGAUACUAUUUGUGUAGAUUGCGGAUAUUUAGGGAAAAACAUUUCAGCUGAAGAGACCCUUUACAAUCGAAUAUCGAUUUCAAAAAAUGGGUCACAGAUGUGCUGUUUGGAAGAUAAAAGCCUGGCAAGUCUCGUACGAAAGGUUUUGAAAAUAGGUGAUGGUGAAAAACCAAUCGACAAAGAUUAUUUUUCUUGGUGGAGACAAAGGCCAAAUUCAGCACACUUGUAUCUGAAAGAUUGGUACCGGACCCAGUUGCACUGGACGGCUACCGAAGAAACUGGAUCCGCCUUUUCAAAAUUAUCAAUCGUAGAUCAGAACAAACUUGUCAUUAAAAAAACUGCAAACUAUUUUGUUUAUGCCGCCGUCGUCUUUGAUUUUAGAACCGUCAUUAAAGUUCCACAGGUCUACUACAACAUCACUAGCUUCCUACCCGUACUUCCUCAUUUACAGCCCUUUGUUUUGAUGGGUAAGUAUGGUGGGUCUCCAUUCUCAGAAAAGCGACAUACGGGAUAUCUGUGUGGAAUAUCGAAGUUCUACAAGGGACAUCAGAUCUCAGUAUCUGUCAAUGACCAUAGUUUUAUAGAUAACACCCCUUACGCGAAUUUCUUCGGAAUAUUUAGGCUGUGAGAAGUUUAGAAACUAAACGGAAAUCUAAAUUGUUAGAUGUUAUAUAAGCUACUUAUAUUAUAUAGAAAAAGAUAUUAUAUCCAUUUAGAGAAAUUGGUUACAGUGUUUUGUAAUUUUAUUAAUAUUGAAAAUUUGUGUUAUGAUAAUAAAAAAAAAACAACAAUAUGCAUACAAAACAUAUUUCACAUGCACUACUAUCACAUAUUUUUUUGUACACUGGGACAUUGUUAUAGGCGCUGAUUUCAGAAUAAUUGUGAAACGAUUUUGUGCAAAAUAUGUAGAAAUUUUACAUAAGAAAAUUCACAUUACAUUAA
Magallana angulata is the source of this 1190-nucleotide messenger RNA. RefSeq lists its product as uncharacterized. Bases 40 to 876 code for a protein of 278 amino acids. Gene Ontology annotation, biological process: immune response. NCBI's taxonomy places the organism in Eukaryota, Metazoa, Mollusca, Bivalvia, Ostreida, Ostreidae. The record is from RefSeq and is a predicted model, not a curated record. The transcript is spliced from 3 exons. Gene Ontology annotation, cellular component: membrane. Gene Ontology annotation, molecular function: tumor necrosis factor receptor binding.